Messenger RNA from Populus euphratica (Euphrates poplar), 1274 nucleotides. RefSeq names its product probable prefoldin subunit 3. Gene Ontology annotation, molecular function: tubulin binding. The record is from RefSeq and is a predicted model, not a curated record. Bases 129 to 713 code for a protein of 194 amino acids. Lineage: Eukaryota; Viridiplantae; Streptophyta; Magnoliopsida; Malpighiales; Salicaceae. Gene Ontology annotation, cellular component: prefoldin complex; cytoplasm. The transcript is spliced from 6 exons. Gene Ontology annotation, biological process: tubulin complex assembly; protein folding; microtubule-based process.
UACGCAGCCGCAGUUAGGCAUAAGACGACAUCGUUUUCUAAGUGUUGAGGAACCGAGAAAGCCCUUCAUUCUCUGUCUGUGUCUUCCUCUGCUUCUAGUUCCCAGAUACAGUAGCUGUCGAGAAGAGAAUGGCAUCAUCAUCAUCAACAGCAGCAGCAACAGCAACAACUACAGAGAGAAGAGGAAUUCCAGGAGCUCAGUUUGUAGAAGAUGUUGAAAUCUAUCUUAACCAAUCUGGUCUUGAUGUCAACUCUGCCCUGUCUUUUCUGCAAGAAAGAUUACAGCAAUAUAAGGUGGUGGAGAUGAAACUUCUUGCGCAACAAAGGGAUCUUCAGGCAAAGAUCCCUGAUAUAGAGAAGUGCUUAGAUGUGAUUGCCACUUUACAGGCUAAGAAGGGUACUGGUGAGCCUCUUAUUGCUGAUUUUGAAGUUUCUGAAGGCAUAUAUUCUCAGGCUCGCAUUGAGGAUGCUGAGUCGGUUUGUUUAUGGCUAGGAGCAAAUGUCAUGUUGGAGUAUUCAUGUGAAGAGGCCAGUGAUCUUCUACAAAAGAAUUUGGACAACGCUAAAGCUAGCCUAGAAGUUCUAGUUGCCGAUCUGUUAUUCUUGAGGGAUCAAGUCACAAUAACACAGGUUACCAUUGCCCGUGUGUAUAAUUGGGAUGUUCACCAGAAGCGCAGAAUGCGAGAAGCUGUUACUGCUGAGAAAGACUCAUGAAAUAGUUGUUCCACUGCAAUUGAGUUUCAAAGGCAGCAAUGCAAGCUUAUCUUCUAGGGUGUAUUGUCUCAAUUCCUCGUUUCUUAAUCUGGUGAAGGUAUUGUCUCUGCAUACCUGUUGAUGUUUUCUGCAUAUCUGCACUUUUGUGCUCUGGUUCACUGCACUCAUGCAGAAGCCUGAUAUAUUAUCUGGAUCAUUUUUUAUGCAUGAUAGAAUUUCUUAGCUUGAGCUGUAACAUCUGUAUUAACUGAAAGUCCUUUAGGUUGAUUGGCUGUUUACUGUUUUGUAAGCUUUUGUUUUUCAAAAAGAUGUCCGGUUAAGUUUCAAAUCUCUUUGUUACAUAUCUGGUUUAAAUUUUGAAAUGUCGGGUCCGUGGUGGAAACAAUGGGGGCCGCAUGUAAGUUCAAUAUGAAGGAGAUGCGUUGGCAAAAGGUUUGCGAGAUGGAGGUAAAGGAGCCUAGGUCACUUGGUCUGAAUGAUGUCAGCAUGAUAGCAUCUUACCUCAAAAGGGUUGUGGAUCUGGAUUUUUUCAAUUAUACUAUUGAGUUUUUUAGUUUUAAA